Molecule: messenger RNA, 2120 nt
Organism: Lytechinus variegatus (green sea urchin)
Lineage: Eukaryota; Metazoa; Echinodermata; Echinoidea; Temnopleuroida; Toxopneustidae
Product: sarcoplasmic reticulum histidine-rich calcium-binding protein-like
Exons: 3
Coding region: 295-1293 (332 amino acids)
Source: RefSeq, a predicted model, not a curated record
AAACAUGAAUCAAUUGUGUUGGUAAGCCGCAUGAGAAAAACUCUCUUCAUCGAAUACAAUACAAUAUUUGCAUUUCAUUACAACAACGCAACGUGAUGUGGGACAAUACAUAGGUGGUGUAGAACAUAAGUAGAAACGCAGCAGAGACUAUUUGCAAUGAUUUCGAGUGAUGGAAAUUGUAUCGCAUUUUAAUAACGGAAAUUACACCACACGCCUCGUCAGCCUCGCUUGAUGCAGGUGUCCGGGAGUUGAUGGUGUAAUAACUUCAUUUACACUUCCACAAUAAAUCGCAAAAUGGAAGAGGGGAUACAAGAAAAUGGACAUCGUCUACACGAUGACAAUGAUAUGGUGUUAACAGAGUUAGACACAGAGCAUGAUGGAAAUUUAGAACCCGAAAAUGGCGAUAAAGCACUAUCCGAGACUAGUGCAGAAUAUCGUGUGCUAGAAGAUGAGAAUUGUAACGGCGGCGACGACGACGAUGGCGACGAAGAUGAUGGCGGCGAAGACAUUGUUGAUAAUGACAGCUCGAUGACGCGAAGUGACACCGGCUUGAAUGAAGUCGAAUCCGAAAACGAUGACGAAGAACAGCCCUCGAGAGGAGUAGAUUCCGACUUGGACCAAUCAGAAUCUUUGCCAAGUCUACCGGAUUCAGAGCAACAAGCAGAUCCAGAUGAAGGCCAAGGUGGGGAUACCAAUGAUCAUCAUCAAAAUGGUGACAAACAGUUGAAGCCAUCGUCACAAUCGAUAAAACGAGACCGUCACAUUGGUAACGCGUUACCCGACGACAUCGAUCUCCUUGCCGAAUACGACGACGAUUCCAUAGCUAGCUCUCAAGGUGCCAAUAGACUCAUCUGGUCGGCAUUCAAAAUUGCCUUCCUCAUCUCUGCUCCCGUGUUCUUCAUUGGCCUUGCCAUGGUGAUAAUGGGGGCUCUAAACUUCCCAGAGAACUUCAAUCUGUUACCGAUCGGUAUCCCUGUCUUUAUCAUCGCAGGGUUGGUGUUCAUUGGAAGCACCGCUUACCUGUGUUUCUAUAAAGCGAAGAAGAUGAAGUUUUUUGAGUUUGGAGGGAACAUGGAUGGGGAGAUAGCCGGGAUAGGCAACGUUAGCUAUGACCACGGUGGAGACACAAUAGUACCUAAUACUGCUUAUAACCACGGCCAAGAGGCGAUGACAUCCCACCUUGAAGGAGAAGAUGGUGUCGUCAGCCAGGGCUUCAGCAAUGAUGAUUUAGACAACGUGCAACCUGCAGUGGUCUAUACAAUACAGGACCAAGAAGAGACCCUACCACUAUAGGAUACUUCCCGGCCAGCUCAUCGCUAUAAGAAAGAAGUGAAAAUUGAAACUGCUCAUCAUUUAAAGGAAAAGAAAUGUUGGGGUAUUCGCCGAACCGAAUACUAGAUAAUAAAACACUCAACAUUUCACUACAGUAAUAAACUUUAUAGUAUUUUAUUAAGACUAUUUUGAUAUUUACAUUUUACACAUACAUUUAAGUACAAAAAUUAGUUGGAUAAAGCUUGGAAAAUGGUUUGUUUUGUAUUUGAUUAUUGUCUUUCUCGUUAAACGGUGCACAGUAGGAGGAACAGAUGAAAAUUGUUUUAUAUUACACCGGUGGCGUGAGCAGAUAUUGUUUGAAGGAAUUUCAUUUCUGCAUUCUCGAAAUACGAUCACAUUUAAAAUUAAUAUUGAAAUAUUUGGAUGUAGUAAUUAGAAUAUAAUAUAUUCACCAUUAAAUAAAAAAUACAGAUAUUGGAGUAUAUUGGAAAGGAACAAAACUAUUGAGGCUGAAGAUGUUUUUGAUUUAUGAUGCAUCAUCACAUUAUAUGCUAUGAUGUUGACUAAACUGACUAGAAAACUGUAUGUCGAUCUGUAUAAUUUUACAAGCACAAAUUUUGAUUAAGACCACAAAAGCGCAGUUACAGUGAACAUAAUAUUUGUCCGUCGUGUCCUCAUACCUGAUUUGCAUAAUGUCAAUGCUAUGAAUAACACGCCAAGAAAUAUUGCAUAAGCUAAAAACCUUCUGUUACUUUUUCACACGGAUAUGAAUUAUCUAUGUUCUUUUUUUUUUGGUUGAUAUUCAUUUGUUGUCUAAUUUUUCAAUAUUUUUCAAAUUCAGCCAUGGU